Racocetra fulgida is the source of this 132-nucleotide messenger RNA. The record is from the annotation of a GenBank genome assembly. NCBI's taxonomy places the organism in Eukaryota, Fungi, Glomeromycota, Glomeromycetes, Diversisporales, Gigasporaceae.
AUGAACGCUCAGCAAAUAUACCAAGAACUGCAAAAACGAUUAAAUAAAGAUAAACUCGAACCUGAAGAAGUUUCAAGACUUUCGACCAUGCAAAACUGGAUUACCAAAACCACAAAUGAAAAUUUAAAAUAA